Suillus fuscotomentosus is the source of this 1971-nucleotide messenger RNA. RefSeq lists its product as uncharacterized. Bases 61 to 1857 code for a protein of 598 amino acids. The transcript is spliced from 3 exons. The record is from RefSeq and is a predicted model, not a curated record. Lineage: Eukaryota; Fungi; Basidiomycota; Agaricomycetes; Boletales; Suillaceae.
GCAAAGGAUCUGUUUUGGUGAUUAUCAUAACCAACUGCAAAUCAUAUUUGCGCCAACACCAUGGCAAGACCUCAUGAAGAACUAUACGAGUUGUGCGAUUGCCUCCGCUCUGUUAGCGUCGAGCUUGAUUCAUACGAGCCUGAAUCCCAAUACUCGCCAAUCAUCGACUCAUCAGGAGAAGAAAUGGGCGAAGUAAAGACUCAGACCCGUGAAGUAUUACCCGGGUUGCGGUUUCUACGAGAAGAGGUGAAGCGAGACCUGCAAGUUUUCCAGAAGUUUCUUGAUGACCCAGAAUCGACGUCUCUUCCUCCUCUCUCUACCAAUGCACCAUAUCUUGUUGCAGUGUGGAGGGAACUACUUCAAGUUCGUGGAGCUGUUGCUAUAUACCGGACAUUCCACACCGCCGCUCAUCCUCGGGCCUCCCGUAAGCCCAAGAAUGGCUCAGCCAAAGGGCAUAGCGUUAAGGUCGAUGUGGUCGCUGAUAACGGGAGACGUUGGAUCAGAGUCAAUACGAUAAAGAACAGUCGCAUUUUAAUGGACUUUCGCGAAAUGGACUCGUAUCUCACCAGCUCUGACGAGGACGACGGCGAUGGGCACUCUUCUCUGAAGAAGGAAAAUCUGAUACCCCAAGAGUUUGACAAUUCCGUGCUGCGUAUGGGUCGUGAACUUCUGGAGGCUGCAAGGGCAAAUCCUCAUGGUUCCAACGAAAUUCCUUCGGUUACCAUGCGUCUGACCCGACUGAAUCCUUCACUCUCCGACGAACCCAGAAUCGCAUACACAAUCGAAUGUCUCCAGAGAAUGGGCAUAGAUGUCCAAUUAGGCGAAAGGCAGGGCAUCGUAAAGGAGACGGACGACAUUUCUGCGCGACCAACAGUUUUGGAGCCCACCGCUCAUAUCAACCUUGAUCUCUCAGCGUUGAUAGCGCUCAUCUCUGACACCACUCACUCUCAUCUGCCUAGUGAUCCAGAAGAUGCCAACACACGAUUCAUCCCGCCGCAACGAUACGUGGAAUGGAAAAAGCAGCGAGUACAAAUGCUUUCCAAUUCUCCGGAUGCAACAAGUACAUGGGAGGACUCCGGAAUCCACUCAAGAGUGUUGGCAGAGCAAGCCCAACAAGAGAUGAAGAAGGGCCUCUUGCAAGAUAUGCACGACCGCUUGAGAUCCAUAUCCCCUACUCUGCAAAAUAUCCAAUUUUGGACGACACAGGAGGCUCGCCAACGUUGUCUUCAGAUCGUAUUCAAGAUCGCGGGCACAAGAGAACGUCAGCGUGCUGGAGUACUGCUCUCUUGUUCCACGUGUUCUGGAACGACUACCAUAUCCACCCAUAAUCAAUUCUGGGUGCAUUCACGAUACCCGUCUAAUUUCAUUCCAUUGAUACCUAUCAGAUUGUACCCAUCUUCCGAGCCUGAUACUACUUCUCUCGAGUCCUUUCAGCCAAAUCCUUCGUCAUCUUUUAUGACGUCCCUUGCAUUGACCUGUCGGGAUAUACUAUCCCAAGAAGACAUCUCAAGACUUCGGGAAUCACAGAGUCCACCUGGCCACUCAGCUGCACCUUACUUGAGCAACGAUGAGGGUGACAUCCCACCAGCAGCAGUUACUUUAGCAAACCCAAAGCUCACGGUCCACACGGUCCAAAGCAUGCUUUGGGGAGCAACACUUGGAUGGACGACAUUGACCACAAAUAGAUCCAGUGUGAAAGUGCUCCUUAAAGAGAUGAAACGAUCCGCUGGAGGCGGAGUGCUGACCCACGAGCCCCCUAAUGAAGAUGACACCGCUCGCGUGUCCGAAGCCGCAAUCUGGAUCGUGAAACCACGGAGCUUAGCUGAAGGAUCGCGAUCGGAUUACUGUAGCGAAUGAUAUCAAUGGGGAAAAUGAUGGAACACAGGUUUCUAUGAAUAAUGACACUGGCAGCGUCCGACUAAUCGGAAGCAAAACCAAAAAUACAUGUACGGCCACAGAAAGCCUAGACAU